UUGACUGUCAAAAAGUAAUUUUGGGGUUAUGUUAAUGUAAACAAAAAUUAUUAAAUCGGCUCGUAAUGUAAUUUGAGCCUGUUUGUAUAAAAAAUCAACAUCGUCUAACUUUUUUUUAAUAAAGUUCCUACGAUGGGUUUAUUAACAGAUCCCAGUGCCGGUCAAGGGAAACUAACUAAAGCCCUCCUUAAAUAUUACACAAAAUUAUGUGUCUUGCUAUACAUAGGCGGAAUUGGUUGGUUUUGUUCCCUUGCAUAUACCCCCAUGAACGCUGGGACAUAUUUUUCCGAAAAUGCCCUUUUACCAGGACUUGUCAAAUCAGAGUUUAGAGAAGAUGCAAUCGCAAAAACUUACCACGCCGAACUUUUGGACGAAAUGAAGAAAUAUGAAGAUUCCAUUCCUUAUCCGUGGCUUUUAGCAAAAAUGAGACAAAUUGGUUUGGAUACUUACACUCACAACUUCACACUGAAUUAUCCUUUAGGAAAACCCCAAAAAUUUUUUGGUAAAAACGUUUAUGGUAUUUUACGAGCAGCAAGAGCUUCCAGCACUGAAGCAUUAGUUUUAAGUGUGCCAUAUAGACCCCCUUUGAGCGUCCACGCUACUACCGCACCUUCUAUUGCUAUAAUGUUGGCAUUUGCUAAGUUUGCAAACAAGGAAAAAUAUUGGGCAAAAGAUAUCAUAUUUUUAAUUACUGAGCAUGAGCAGUUAGGAAUUCAAGCUUGGUUAGAAGCCUACCAUGGAGUGGCAUGUGGCAAUGAGGGUACUUUAGAUCAUGGUGAUAUUAAGGGACGAGCAGGUGCCAUACAAGCUGCUAUUAAUUUAGAAUUACACGAACCAGCAAUUAGUCAAGUGGAUAUUAAAAUUGAAGGUCUCAAUGGCCAAUUACCUAACUUGGAUUUAUUUAAUUUAGCCGCUAAAAUGCUACUGAAAGAGGGAGUGCCUCAUACUUUUAAGAGUCGUCCAAAUAAACACUUAAAGGAUCCCAUAAACGAUUGGCUUUAUUCAUUCCAGACUUUGUUGGCAAUGAUUUCAACUCAGGCUACAGGGAUACCAAACGGAAAUCAUGGUCUUUAUCACCGCUUUGGUAUAGAAGCUCUUACUCUUGAGAGCACACCCUUAAAAGGGGGUAAUAAAGCAGGAUUUCCAAUUGUGGGGCGAAUUAUUGAAGGGAUAUUUCGCAGCUUGAACAAUUUGCUAGAGCGUUUUCACCAAAGUUUUUUCUUCUAUCUCUUACCUUCAUCAGAAAGAUUUAUUUCAAUUGGGUUAUACAUGCCUGCUAUUUGUUUGAUUGCGGGGGCACUCUUCAUAAAAUCAUGCGCCAAUUGGUGCCAACUUCAGGAAAAUCAAGCAGAAACGGAAGAUGAGAAGCCAAAGACCCCUGAGACGAAAAAAGAAGUAAAGAGCAGCUCAAUAGCGCGCAAUUCAAAAAACUUUUGGAGAGAAAUGGAAGGGCGAUUCCAAGUAGAAGUUCAAACUUACAACCCCCCAGAUCCAGAUUCUAUUAAUUUUAUCUCAAUUCUGUGUGUGUUUCUAAUGUCUCACGUCGUGGGGGUAUUGAUUAUGAAUAGUCCUCAAUUACUUACGACUCUAGGUGGUCAGAAUAAUUACUCAACUGACUCGUCGUUGUUUUACGGGUUUAUAGCAAUAUCUGCGAUGUUACUAACCGUGCCGCUUUUUAUCCCUUUUAAAGCUUGCGAGAAGAGUAUGUCUGUGUUUAAUAUUUUAUCACUAUUGGAAUUAGGUACAACUUUAAUUUGCGUUUCCAUGAAUAAUUUUUCUCUGGCAUUAUUUUGCGCCAUUAUUUAUGUACCUUUAGCACUAAUUAUCGGGAUUACGCGUUGUCGACUAUGUUCUGCCAUUAAAAAAAUUGUGUGGUUGCUGGCGCAUCCUCUAGUCGUACUUACCGCCACUGUGUUAAUAUACACAUUUGUAAUGUUUCCUGGUGAAAAAUUUGAAGACAAUUUUCAUAGGGGUAUAGCGGCGACUCAACAGGCAAUCGUUUUCAGUAUAGUGGAUUCUAUGAUUUAUGGAAAUUGGCUCUUUAGUGUCGUUACUAGUGUCUUUAUUUCCAACUGGUUGUGUUUCUGGAUCGUUGCGUUUGCGAAAGUUCAGCAGGACAUUCCAAAGAAGAAAAUCGAUUAAAUGUACUUUCUUUUUUAAAUAAAGUGUUGGUUUUUUAA
Molecule: messenger RNA, 2180 nt
Organism: Tribolium madens (black flour beetle)
Lineage: Eukaryota; Metazoa; Arthropoda; Insecta; Coleoptera; Tenebrionidae
Gene: GAA1
Product: glycosylphosphatidylinositol anchor attachment 1 protein
Exons: 5
Coding region: 133-2142 (669 amino acids)
Biological process (GO): attachment of GPI anchor to protein
Cellular component (GO): GPI-anchor transamidase complex; membrane
Source: RefSeq, a predicted model, not a curated record